AUGCUGCUCAACCGUUCAAGGCAAGCAAUAGCCACACGGGAGCCCGGUCCGGAAGACAGUGUAAGAAAUAAGGAGCGGCCUGGGAGGCCUCUUAUGGGCCGACAGCUACCCCACACUACUCCGACUACACUAAAGCGACGGAAGCCGCGGAAACAACACUACCGGCUGAGACAGCGAGCCGCGGACAGGUACCCUGCCCACCGCUGCCGUGAUGUACCGAACCCCAACGUACUGCCACCUGUCCUGGGCUACAUGGAGAAACCACCGCGGCCACCUCUGAGCCGCUCCCCAGGCCGUCCGGGGCAAGACAUCUCCCCACCAACUGAGAGAGCCGCUGCCUGGCGAGGCACCACCAUGCUGGACAGUCCGGUAUACCCUGUGGGCAUAGGCUGA
Molecule: messenger RNA, 393 nt
Organism: Pelobates cultripes (western spadefoot toad)
Lineage: Eukaryota; Metazoa; Chordata; Amphibia; Anura; Pelobatidae
Source: the annotation of a GenBank genome assembly